AAAUUAAUCUCUUUUUGAGAGUGACUAAUUAAGAUUAAGAUAUUAAUUAACUUAUUAGUUUAUUACUUCAAUCAACUCAUCAUAAUGUGAGCAACAAGUCUUAUAUGUAGACAAAACAAUACUAAUUAACCUCUCUUAAACCAUAUAUCAUGGAUCUAAACACAAUAAUAAUCCUUUUAUUCUUUCUUCUUAGCUUGAUUAGCAACUUCCCUUACAAGGUAAUGAGCAACAACAACUGUUCUAUCUCCAAGUGUGCUGAUUUUUCCGGCAGUCCGAACAUCCGAUUUCCGUUCCAAGUCAAAAGUUCCGGCCAAGACCCGACGAACUCGUGUGGGCACCCGGGUUUCGACGUGUGGUGUGAUGGAGAUUCCAAAAACACCCUUAUUGGGCUUCCAAGGUCAGGAAACUUUAGAGUUAAAAGUAUAGAUUAUGGUGCUCAAGAAAUGUGGAUUAAUGAUCCAAACAAUUGCCUACCCAAAAGGCUUCUUACCUUAAAUUUAGAGGGCUCCCCUUUUGCCGGGGUUUAUCAUCAAGAUUUCUCCUUCUUUAAUUGUUCAAAAACCCUAAAUUCAACCAAAAAUAAUUCUACAAAUAUCACACAUUUGAAAGGUCUAAUAGGCCCAAUCAAAUGCCUUAGUGGAUCACAUCAUUUUAUAUAUGCUAUCCCUUCAAAUGGGACUAUUAAUAACCAUACUACCACUUUGUUAUCGCCUUCGAAUUGUUCCCUCAUUGCACCUUUGGUUAAAGUCCCAGUCCAAUGGCCGCCUUCUUUGCACAAUAACACGGUUUUAUCCCUAUCGUCUGAGCUCCAUGACGACCUCCGGUUGUCAUGGUACAUGCCGGAGUGCCGGCCAUGCGAGUUGAAAGGUCAAAUGUGUGGAUUGGAAACUGAUUCAAACGGGACACGUGUCAUAAUAUGCUCGAAUAUUCCGAAUCAAGGUAUGGCAGGGAAAUUGCCCUUAACCACCUUUAUAGCAGUGAUAUUAGUCAUAUGUUCACCAACAAUCGUGUGUGUAGUGGGCUCAAUCAUUAUAUGGAUCCGAGCUUGUAUUCGACGUAGAAGGUCAAAUCAAAAUUUACCAAUUACAUCAAGCGCUACUCAUGGGCCUAGCCCAAUCGGAGAAUUGGGCCUUGCAGAACUUAACAUAGAGUUCGCAAGGCAAGUAGUUCGAAUGGGCCUGGAUGAGGAAGCUACCCCAGAGUAUCGGCCCACAAUAGUGAUAAGUGAGAUAGAAGAAGUGGGCCAAGGCCUAAACAGAGAGAACGAAAACCCAUGUGCUAUUUGCAUGGUAGAAUAUCGAAGGAAGGACAGAAUUGGAACUUUACCAAUAUGUGGGCAUUACUUUCAUGCAAAUUGCGUAAAUAAGUGGCUUCUCUCUCGUGGUAGGUUUGGGAAAACUUGUCCCAUUUGCAGAACUCCUGUUGAUUCUUUAUGA
Molecule: messenger RNA, 1436 nt
Organism: Spinacia oleracea (spinach)
Lineage: Eukaryota; Viridiplantae; Streptophyta; Magnoliopsida; Caryophyllales; Amaranthaceae
Product: putative RING-H2 finger protein ATL21B
Exons: 2
Coding region: 150-1436 (428 amino acids)
Molecular function (GO): polysaccharide binding
Source: RefSeq, a predicted model, not a curated record